Cercopithifilaria johnstoni is the source of this 2799-nucleotide messenger RNA. Lineage: Eukaryota; Metazoa; Nematoda; Chromadorea; Rhabditida; Onchocercidae. The record is from the annotation of a GenBank genome assembly.
AUGAUCAUCAUUUUGUCAUUUGCAAGCGAUGCAAUGGGAAAUUUGAGGAAAUUAUGUGCGCCCCUUAAGGGGCAUUUAUAUACAUUUCAUAUCCGGUCAACAGCCAAUUCACCAGUUGAAGUUUGCUAUAGCGAAAAAAAACUGAAACAUGCUAUUUCGUUUGAUAGAUUGCGUGGUACAGGAAGUGGUAUCAGUGAUAGCGACGGUACCAUUUCUGGUAGAACGACAUCGCAAAUUGUUACAAGGAAAUCAAAACCUAUGACACCAACACCCUUGUCACAUACGAUACCUCCAAAAUCACCGGAAAGGACAGGAUCGCGUUCUUCCACUUCCGCAUCAUCUCAUGUUAGUCCUUCACCGCGUUCGAUAAGUAGUAAAACAAGCAGUACGUCGUUGCAAUCAAUCGGAAACGUACUGCAAGAUAACACAACAACAACGACCACACCUACUGCUGCAGUCGUGUCAUCGAAACGUUUGGUCCGGAAAGGUUUGGAUGUUUCGCCGGCAAUGCUGGAGUUUUUCGGUAUGAAGCCAAUUACGGGUUCAAAUGCAUGUUUUCAGUUCAUCGAAGAACGUGAGCUACCACCAUCCAAAAAAAACAAAAGAUAUGGAGAAUUAAAAGAAAGUAACGAUCUUUCAGCUGCUAUGAGUGGUAACAGUGGUGCUGAUCGAUCGGAUGAAAUGAGUAAGAGUCGACAAGUGAAAGGAUAUGGAAGAUAUUUGGGUGAGCCAGGACCAGAGCAUUUGCCUGGAGUGGAAAGUGAAAGGGGGACGAGUGAUGACCUUUAUGUGAAGGAUAAUGAGGGGCAAAUAAUGAUGAAGAAAGAGGUGGAACUAGGCCGAAUGAAGGGUAGUAAAUCGAAGGAAGAUAUGAAACGAUUAUCCAAGAAUGAUUUAAGCCACGAUAAGCCUGGUCCAGAAUAUUUCGAUAAUACAGCUGGUGAUGGUGAGGAUGGAGGAAAUAAAAUAGAGGAUGAUGAUAUAUUGAGAAAAAAAGAAUGCACCAGCAAUAGCUUCCCAAUAUUGGCCACAACAAGUCACGCAGUGGGAGCAGUAGGCAGUAAUGCAGUACGUAAUAUAGCGGAAGAAGGCGGAGGCAUUGGAGGAGGUCUAUCGACAAUGGUGACAACGAAUGCGACAGCGGAUGCGAUGAAAUCAUCAGUUGGAGUAGCAGUAGCACCAGCAGCAACAACAGGAGUAACAACACCAGUAACAGUACCGAUAACAGGAACAUCAAUGAAUUCCGGAAACGGUAGCACAUUUGGAUCUAUAUUUAUCAAAGGCGUGCAAAUUAUUAACGAUGAUUCAAUCUAUGUGGCAGAUGUACUCAUUCAAGAUGGCAUCAUUCAGGAGUUGUCUAGUAAGAUCGAAGAACCGCAAGGAGCACAAAUUAUCGAUGGAACUGAUAAAGCAUUAAUGCCCGCGGGUAUCGAAAUUCAUACAGAAUUCUCAUCACCGGAUUCUGUUGAUGACUUCGAAACCGGUUCAAAAGCUGCAUUAGCUGGUGGUACCACUACGAUAAUUAAUGUUAUCCAACCAAGGCUGAAUGAAACAUUACUAAAUGCAUAUGAUCGUUUGUGCAAAGUUGCGCAAUCAAAAUCAUCAUGUAAUGUUGCAUUCAGUGUGGUAAUUUCGGAAUGGAAUGAUAUGAUAAAAAAAGAAAUGAAUACAUUGGUACAUGACAAAGGCAUUAAUAGUUUUAUUAUUAAUAUCCAGAAAGACGAACAACUUUUUGAGAUUUUCGAAUAUUGUCGAAGUCUUCGAGUUCACGCUCGUAUACUUCCAGAAAAUAAGGAUAUCAUUGCUUUGUUAGAAAAUCGAUUACGUGCAUCUGGUAUUAAUGGUACGAAAUGUUCCCAGCUUUCAAGACCGGAAGCGCUGGAAGCAGAUAUGGUAAAUCAUAUUUCUGUACUUUCCAAAUUAACAAAUUGUCCGGUUACAGUGAUGUCGUUAUCUUCUCCAGGAGCUGCUGAGGUUUUACUGCGGCAGCGUAGUAACAUACUUAUACCAGAGAUUCCCGUAACAGCACUGGAUGCUGGAAAAAGCAAUUCAGCUUUGCACAUUUCAUGGAGAUAUGCUGAAUCACCGUCUGCAUUAAUAUCUUGUCUUUCUAGUUUACCAUUAUGCAUCUGUAUAUCCGAUCAUUGUAAAAUGCGAAAAAAAGAUUCAACCACGGAAAAUUUCGGACAAAAUGCUGUAUCCUCAGUGGAAGAGAAAAUGUCGAUAUUGUGGGCCAAAGGUGUUUUGUCAGGAUUCAUCGAUCCAAUGCGUUUCGUUGCUGUUACCAGCAGUAAUGCUGCCAAAGUGUUUAAUCUUUAUCCUAAAAAGGGAAAAAUUGCCGUUGGAGCAGAUGCGGAUUUGGUCUUGUGGAAAUUGUCCAUGGAUCAUCAAACGUCCAACUUAAAUCAACACCCAUCGCUAUUGAAAGGAUCGACUGCCCAUUCAAAACCUAUAAUGACUAUUUGCGGUGGACGAAUUGCUUACAAUAACGGAAAGUUUGACUUAGGACGAGGUAAACUGAUGGAGCUUAAAUCACAUUCUCCCUAUUUAUACUGCAUGCUGAAGCAAGUGGAAGGGGUGCAACCUAAUGGCAGCACAAAUGAAGGCAUAGUAUCAUACAGCCAUCAAUCACAUCUUAAAGAGAACUUGAGUAAUAGUAGCCGAUCAUUUCCCGUGAAAAACGUACAAAGGCAACAAUUUGAUUCAGUUUAUUCCGCAACGCCGGAUGACACAAGUAAUAUACGUGCAUCCACAAAAGUAUUGAAUCCACCAGGUGGACGUUCUACGGGAUUCUGGUGA